AUGGAACCCAAAAAAUCAAAAACUUUAAAGUCAACUCGACCAAUUUCUGCAGGCAAAAACACGAUGGAAGUUAUUGCUCCUCGUCAAUCCACCACUGAGUCUCAGCGUUCUCGUAAAACUCCUACUCGUAAACUUGAAAGAGUUUCCUCACUCCAUCUGCUUUAAAUUGGAAUAAAAUUCUGUUCCAAUUUAAAUGAGCCUAAAAAAAUUUAUAAAAAUUUUUAAAAUUUAAGUCAAUCCCUGUUCCUGAUUGCCUCAACUUGGACCAAGAGCUCUGAUUAACUGUAGAUGAGACAAUUCUAUCCGUCGACCUGUUUCUGUGUCAAGUCUCUUGGACAUCUCUUCCGUGCCAGCCUCAGUGCAGAAUACUUCUCUUCAAGAUGAGACUCUCAAGCAGUCGAGAACUUCUCUCACUGAGCUCGGUUGCAGGACCGUAGUUCUAACCUUAAUUGCCAUUUUAAAUUUUGCCUUUAAAAUUAAAAAAAGUGUAAAUUGAAGGCGAUAUUUUGAGUUUUAUAAAGAAUUAUUUAAAUAAUUAAUUUAUUGAGUGUAUAAAUGAUUUAAAAUAGCAUUCUUAAAUAGAUCAAAACUAUUUUUGUGAAUAAUCAUAUUUUCACAUAUAAAAUUUUCAUUUAAAAAAAAUAAAAAUCUUUCUCAAAUCUAAAGAGAGUUUAAUUUACACCAAAAAAUUCAAAGCAUAUCAAUAUUUUUAAAUUUAAAGUAGGGAGAGUCAGGAUCUACCUCUCCCAGUACCUCCUUGACUGACUUUUCUUCAAUUCGUCCCUCCACUCUUGACUCCACAGAAAGAUCCCGUCUCGAACUCUUAGCCACAAACCCUCUAAAAUCUUCUACAAGCAUCAAAGAACUUUCCCAAAGAUCCCAAGAGCUUCAAGAAAUGCUGCGAGAAAAAGAGGAGCAAAUGAAACAAAUCCAAUCAAUUGUGAGCCAAAUGCAAGAAAAAUCUGAAUUAUUUGAGGAAGAAGAAAGCUAUGAACAAGUAAUGGACGCGUGAAGAGACAUAAAUGAUGAAGGAAGAGAAAAAGCAAGGCAAAAAAGAAUCAAAGAGAUCGAAGAUUUCACAGAAAGCUUGAAAAAUCAGAGAGAUGAGGAGGGUAAUAAAAUUGUGGAAUUUCCAGAAGAUUACGAAGAAAUCCUACAAACAGCGACAGACCAUGCAGUGCUCGCAAAAGAGGCAAAUCAAGAAGAAGAAAAUGUGAAUUGGAUACAGGUGUACCAAGCAAAGCAUGCAAAGGAGAAAGAAGACACUAAAUAUAGGCAAAAGAUGGAAAGAAUUAAACAAUUGGACUUGGUAAUUGCUGAGAAAGAAAAGCAAUUAAGAGAUAUCAGAAGCAGGGACUCGGAAAGUGAUAGAAGAAGUGUUGAUAGUAAGUUAAGUUAAAGGUUAUUUCGACAUAAGUAAGUAAAUCCGCUAUCUGUCAUCCACAUUAGCUCCAAAAUGUCGCCCCUUUUGGAUUUCUAACCUGAGUCCGCUAUCAAUAGACUAGCUCCAUAUACUAGGCACCAUCUGUAGAAUCCCCGAUGGUUUCAAUUAGAGAAGACCGUGUGGGAGGCAAUACCUGUCUAGCCCAUAGUAGGGACAGGAAACCUUUGGGGAAAAGCAAAGAUUUCCCCCCUUGCAAGGUAUCCCUAAGCCUAAAGGCACACUUCAAAAAGGACAGAGACCCUGCUUCAGCCUCAUCAGGAUGGGUCCGGCCGCUCCAUAAGGAGUGCACCUCUGAGUCCAAUUUCUCUCAACGUCAUCAUUUAUUUUUCUUUGUUGGUAGUAAGGAAUCUGUUUUCAUUACUCGUCCAGGUGCAAAAAGUCAAGCUCAUUCUGUUUCUUCUAUUAGCACUCGAGCUCAACCGAAGGAUAAGAUUCUCAAAAAUAUAGAAGCAGCUUCCAAUUAUAAAGGGCAUUAUUCUUUAAUCGAUAGGCUCGGAAAUAGCGACAAAACCAAGCUAGAUCGGCUAUUACAAGAAGCAGAUUCGAAAGCAAUACAAGAAUAUACAGGCAUUAUAUCAAACGAUACCUCUAAAAGAUUAGAAGAAAUUGAUGCCGCCCUCAGGAACAUGGUCCCCCAAAGUGAUUGGGAAUCCAGAUCAAUUUCUAAUGGAGCCUCCUCUUCUGAAAUAAGCUCCAAGAAAUCUUCAACUGCUUCUAAAAAAUCCAAAGCAAAGCCAGCAGAGCCAGCAAUUUUAGAAGAACAAGAAAGAAGAAAUGACUACCAAAGGAUAAAAGAAAUCAAUAAAUCUUUGGCUGAACUAAAUAUGAGACCUCAAAGAGCUUUGACUGAAGAAGAGCUCCAGAGUUUAGUUCUUGAUGCUACAUUAUCCAUUGAAAGCAGCAAUAGAGAAAUCCAAAAAGCAAUUUUAUAUGAUAACUCCUCAAUGAUGGAUGAAGCUAAAGAAAUAAUCAAAAAAUUAGAAAAUUUGGAAAGCCUUGAUGUUGGACAACUAAAUAAUCUUCUUGGCGAUGCUGAAAAUGCAGUAGAAAAGUAUGAAAAAGCAGUUGAAUUACAAGAAAAGGUGAUUGAAAAUGAACCCCAAUUUGUGAAGGCUAGACAAACACUGGAACAGUUUAUGAAAGAAUGUGAUGAAAAAAAGGUUGAGCUUGAAGAUGCAUUAGAAAAAUUAAAUAAAAUGGAUAGUCAGAUACAGAAAGAGCUCAGGGCGUGCCAAGAUAGCGAAGAACUUGAAAAACUGGCUGAAAAUGAGAAAAUAUAUAUUCCUGAAGAUAAGCAGUUGUCAGUUGAAGAAAUAGACCAAGAAAUUGAAGCAAAGGUUAUGAACAAUUAUAACCAGCCGCAAUCAAGUUUUAGUGAUCUGGCUGAUAUUAAUCCAGAAAAUUAUCCAACUUUAUAUUAUAUGUAUGAAAGAGUUCUUCAAGAGCCAGAUGGCGAUAAGCUUAUAAAUCAAGUGACAAAUAAUGAUGAAUUUCGUAAUAAUGAAGAGAAGAAUGAUGAAGAAUAA
Messenger RNA from Blepharisma stoltei, 2970 nucleotides. Lineage: Eukaryota; Ciliophora; Heterotrichea; Heterotrichida; Blepharismidae. The record is from the annotation of a GenBank genome assembly.